Messenger RNA from Cryptotermes secundus, 8225 nucleotides. RefSeq lists its product as uncharacterized. The record is from RefSeq and is a predicted model, not a curated record. The transcript has 14 exons. The coding region runs from base 287 to 5929 and encodes 1880 amino acids. Gene Ontology annotation, molecular function: protein binding. NCBI's taxonomy places the organism in Eukaryota, Metazoa, Arthropoda, Insecta, Blattodea, Kalotermitidae.
AGUCUGAGUGUGUAGGUGCUCGGCGCGAACUGUUCCGUGUUUACGGCGACAUUAGACAAUCAGGUCCCGUAAUUUGGUCAAAUGGAGGUUGGAAGUCUGUGAGUGUUGCGUGUUUAGUGUACUGUGUGACUGUGUACAUAGCGUAUAUGCAGUAAUUCGAGGUGACACAAGAUACUGUGAAUGGAUUGCUCCAGAUUGAAAUCUGUGUGAAGCUGUCAUCUGUUGUUGCAGCUGCGUUUAUCACCAUACCGUUCUGUUAUCGGAAGAGGAUGAAGCCGGUCGCUUGAUGGAGGUGACGAGGGACUUCGUGACCGUGGUGGCAGUCGAGGGUGCGAGUGUGGACGAGUUCGUGACGGUGCUGAAUGUAGGGUGCGGGGCUCCCGAUGGGGCAGAGGACGUGCUGGUCUACCGGCUGCCGGGCGAGCGCCUGGGCUUUGGACUCAAGUUCGAGGGUGGUACUAGCACCAGCGAGAAGGUGCGCCGUCUUUUCAUCCAGUCUUGCGCCCCCGACAGCCCCGCGUCAAGGGCGCACUGCACCUGGGGCUCGUUGCAGGAAGGCGACGAGGUGCUGGAAAUCGACUCCGUGCCUGUCACGGCCAUGACGCGUUUGGAUUGCGUGCGCAGCCUCAAGGAGUCUCACGUGGUAAUCAAGCUGCUGGUGCGCCACCCUGCCCCACCACCCAUCCCGCCCCGCCGUAAGGCGCAGAGUGCCGCGGUUCUGGGCCCUCCUACUGCCUUCGCUGACGUACCGCCUGAACCUGAGGUGUACCUGGAUCUUCUGGCACAGGAAGAACUGAACUGCCUGACCGACACAGGCAGCGAUGACACAGGCAGCAGCAUUUCUACGGUGCUCGGCCCCUUCGACCAGCUGGAAGAAGAGACGUUGCAGCCGCCGCUCAGCUUUCAGGACGCACCGCUCAGUUACGGCGACGAGAAGGUGCUUCCCCCUAAACCUGCCCCCCGUAAGGACGUCCAGGCCAGGUUCAGGUCUGGAAAGAAGCGUCCUCCUCCUCCACCACCUCCAAGGAAUGACCGGCCGCAGUGCCCUCUGAAUGUGCAGACCAUAGCUGUAGUCGAUAUGGACAGAGGAGACCUGCCCCGCCUUGUGGACGUUGUCCCCAAAGCGGUCCUGGAAACAGAGGAGAUGCAGAGCGGUGCAUCGCUAGUGGAGGAGUUUGCAGGGGCGGGUGGGGAGCCGACAAGUUCUGCUGAGGGGGAGAACAGAUCUCAAGAGAAUGAGAGUGCACAGGCACUUGCAGGGAAUGAGGAAGAGACUGUACCCACCAGGUCAGAGAAUGCAGACCGUACAGUCGCAGUGACAGAUGUGCGUGUUGAAGGCGAUGGUAAGGUGGUAGAGGCGCAGGAAAACGGAUUCUUAGGGAAGAAAUACAUGUCUGUAGGGUUGCAGAAUGAAGAUCCCAUAAUUGUAAUGCUGGGCACUGCAGAAGGAAGGCCUGACAAUACAGACAGUAAAGGUGGAAAGGUGACAGACAUGUCUGCGGGAGUAGAGAAUGAGGAAAACAAAUCUGCAAGAAUAGACAGUAAUGGAAACAGGCCUGUGGAUGCUUGGAGUAGCAAAAACCAUUCUUUAAAAACAGGCAGCAUGGAUACCAGUCUUUUAAUUACAAGGAAUAAGGAAAACAUUUCUGUAACAGGCACUAAAGGGAACAGGCCUGAAGGAAUAGGCAGUCAAGACUGCACGCUCAGAGAAACAGGUGUGAAGGAAAACAGUAACUGUAGUAGUCCUGUGUUAAAUGGAAGUGAUGGGGAAGUGUCUGUACUGUCACACACGGAAGAGAAUUGUUUGUCUGGAAUCAGGGAAGAAGGAAAGAGGCCUGAGAUGCCACAUGCUGGGUUAACAGACACAAAUGGGAAUGUUGAACUGAGGCUUGUGGAGGAGAUCAGGCAUAUGGAAACAACAUUAAAGGAAAAUGGGCACGUGAAAACAGAUGAAACGGAAUAUAUGCACGUGGAAGAAGGCCCAAAGGAGAAUAGUAAUGUGGAAACAGGGAUGAAGAUAAAUAUGAUCAUGGAAACAAGUGUGAAGGAAGAGAUACACACAGUUGCUAGAAAUGAAGAUUGCAGUCCUGUAGGGACAGACAGUGGGGAGAGUGAUGUGUUAACUGAAGGGUCUGCUCUUGCGGACAACCAGGGAAGUAGAGAUCUGGUAAGCAGAGAUGAUGAAAGCAAGGCAGUGGAGACUGUAGGCGAUGAUAACAGUCCUGUGCUGCAAGACUCUUCAGAGAACAGCCCCUUGGAGACUCUCAGGAAAGACGACAUGCCUGUACUGUCAGACAGUAAUGAAAGCAGUUCUUUGGUGAUGCAAGAUGUGGAAAACAAUUCUGUGGUGAUUGAUACCGUAGAUAAAAAAUCAGUAGGGGCAGAUAUUGAAGAAGGCUUUUCUGUGGGUACUGUGAGUGUGGAGAACAAUUCUGUUUUGUCCUGUGGUAGGGGAACCAAUCUUGUUUUGACUGAGGACAUUCCAGAAGCAACAAGUAAAGAACACAGCAAUGUUAUGAUUAGAAAUGAGGAAAGCAUCGCAUUGGUGACUGGCAAUGCAGGAGUGGAUGGAGUGGGAAACUUGGCAAUCUCUCAAGAAGACAGGCCUGUUGUGUGCAACAGUUUCAGGACCGGGUCUGAAGACAGCAAAGAAAACAUGAAUGUGACAGGGAACUUGCCUGUGGAGAGAGUGACAGGAACUGCUGAAACAGAGAAAUUGCCUGAAGGGUCGAGCCAGGAGGCAGGAGUCACCCCGAAGCCAUGCCUAGAAGUGCCUGAAGAUGCAUUUGUGGUAGCUGUGCCCCAGAGGCAAGACCUACCUUCUGACUCAGAUGAAGAGGACUUCCUGAUGAAUCUGCCAGAGCUGGAACUGUUGGAGCAGGGAGGCACAGUGUUCCAGCCCGCCACUGGAGCGCUGCUGACAGCCUCUGAUGCUUUCUUCCCGUUUCGGUGCUGGGGACCAACCAGCCAUCUGGCGACCAUAGGAGAAGAUGAAGAGGAUGAUGCGACCAAUCAGGGGGUGCCAGGUGUAGCAGUGAUAUCCGAGGUGGAGAGGGAGGAAGAUGUAAUGGGACAUGUGGAAGAGGACAUGAACCCAGCUCUGUCGGCAGAGAGUCGCCUUGACAACCUGCUGCUGAAUGCUGGGGAAUUGAAACCAGGACUGGAGGACACGGAGAAAAUGCCGGUUACCAAGAAUGAAGAGCCCGACGUGACAGCUGAUGACAGCGACGCUGCUAUGAUGUCCUCUUCACCAGACGGCGCUGACACAGCGAUGGAGGAGUCGCCCCUCGCCAGUUCGGCCUCUCGCCUGCCCCCCGAUGGACACGAAUUCCCUCCCAACUACACAGAACAUAAUCCUUUCACGGUAGGCAGCCCAGCACUGAUAGAGCUGGAGCUGGAGAAGCCACCCCCACCAGUCCCUCCGUUGGCUCCACCCACAAGAAAGUUUGCUACUGAGGAACUGCGGUCACCGGUUCGAGUCCCAGCCUGGCGCAAGGAUGAGAAGAGUGAAUGCAGCGUCAAGGACAAGAUUGCCAUGUUCUCGACUGCGGGAGAAGUGCCAACGCCACGACGACGUUUCAGCAGCUCAGAGGAUGUCUUCCUUGACUCGCGGCCUCCACCGCCAGAACCACUCCCCAAGAAGACACCCCCACCCCCCUUCGACCGUACGCACGCUUCGGUGGACCUGAACCACACACCAGGGACACACUUUAGCACGCUGCCCCGGAAGCCCACGGCUCGUGACGGCCCUGUCCGUCCAUCCACGCUGAGCCGCACCGCCAGCCUGCACACACGCUCCCAGUCCCUGAUCGAUGUCGGUCGUGGAGCACCUGAGGACGUCCGCAAAGCAUCCCUCAACGCACUCAUCGAGCAGCGGAGGCGAGGCAUCAGCAAGCUUCGGGGCCUUGUCAUUCCCGAGAAGGUUUCCGAGGUCGUGGCACCAAGCCACACCAUCUGCGACCUUCCUGAGAUUCUAAGCAAGGACUCUAUCUUGACCACGAACAAGGCACCCCCGGCGACCCAACUUCAGAGGCCUGCCAGCACCAAUAAGUGGAGCACGGGGCAGACCGCCGUCAGUAACACCCCCCAGCUGGUGAUUCCAUCUCCACCCUGGAAAUCAAGUAGCAGUACCACCAACCUUCCGAAGUACUCACCAGCCUUCAAGAGGAAAAGCCUCACAGUUUACGGGUCCACCGGCUCCAGUCGGGAAGAUCUGCGGCCCUCGUGUCCCAGCUUCAGGAACUCUGCAGAGCCCCCGGCAUCCAUAGAGAGCAUAGCAUCUCCCACGAGGUCGGACCUCAGUUUUGAGUACAAGAUGCCCACAGGCAAGAGUGCCAUUGCACCCGGACGCCAUUCCAUGGAGGAUGACAGUGACAAUGACUCAGCUGUGAGCUCAAGUCGUUCCAGCAUCUCGCCUCCCCCCACACCCCCGCCCCCUGCGUUGCUGUCACCCCUGCAUCGCACCCUGUCCUCUGAGACAACUGUAUCUGCUGCGUCAUCCACUGCUUCCACCCUGACGUGUGGGUCCAGCGACAGCAACAGGCGUGUUCUGAAGGCACAGAGCGUGGAGGCCAUCAACCGCAAGAAUGUGCUGUCUUCGGCUCGCUACAGCAGUGGUCGGGACCUCAAGGUUGGGUCCCCGCUGAUACAGAGGAAGUUCGAUGAGGAUGUGCAUGUUGCGUACCUGGACGAGGUGGAGGGACCUGCCAAUGAGGGCGAAGAAAAGGGAGCAGAUAAGUUACUGGAGGAGCCAUCACCUGUGAAGCCCAUGCCUGCCCCCAGACAUGUCCCUGUGCCACCAAAACCUGUACAGCGCAAGUUGCUGGAGGUGGGCCCUGAGGAGGAGACCAGUCUUCUGAGUGUUCUGACAGGGGGCCGGGGCCCCCAGAUGCGUCGGCAGCGCAGCAAGGACUCGGUGCUGGGAGAUAGCAGGCGCUCUGUCAGUGUCAAUGACAUCAGGAAAGCAUUUGAAAAGGCUGAGAUGGCACUGGCGAACAGCGGACGCAAGGUGAACCAUGCCCGCGUCUCAUCCCUGGACUCGACAGCGAGUGAGGAUAGUUUCACGCCACACUACGGCUCUGUGGGUAAUCUGCAUCGUGAACAGUUUGGCAGUGUGACCUCCAUUGCCAGUUCUACGAGUCUCAUUUCCCCCCAGGAACUUCAGUUGUUGAUCGAGGAGGCAAACCAGCCCCUAGAGGACUCUGUUGGCUGCAUGGCGAUGCCAGUACAUGAUGUGGUAGUGGUGCUACUGCAUCGGGAGGGUGCCACCGGCAGCAUUGGCAUAACUCUAGCAGGGGGGGCAGAUUACGAGGCCAAGGAGAUUACGGUCCACAAGGUGUUGGCAGGCAGUCCGGCAGACAGGGAUGGACGCAUUCAGAAGGGUGACCGCAUCCUGUCAAUCAAUGGACGUAGCAUGAAGGGGGUCACUCAUCGCGAGUCACUCAACAUCCUCAAGGCCCCUCGAUCGGAGGUUGUUCUGGUUGUUUCACGGUCCAGAGUGCCACAGGAUGGACACCAUGACGGUCCCCAGCCGGAUGACUGCUCUGUUGCCACACACAUUCUGAGACCUUCACGCCCUCCUCGCAUCCCUGAGCAGCCUUUGGAGACAGUAACAAGCCCUCUGGUUGCAGCUGCAGGGGAGGACCGUGGACCUCCACACCUCAUCGUGCUCACAAAGGAUGGUGCUGGCUUGGGUUUCAGUCUCGAGGGAGGCAAGGACUCUCCACUGGGGGACAAGCCCCUUACCAUAAAGAAGAUAUUCACAGGUGGCUCUGCUGAGAAGAAUGGUCAGCUUCAGGCAGGCGAUGAGUUGCUCAAUGUGAACGGUUCAGAUGUCACAGUUCUCUCUAGAAUUGAAGCUUGGGGCCUCAUGAAACGUUUGCCAGAUGGACCCAUUGCUCUCACCGUCCGACACAGACUGAACAAGUGACCUUCCAUUUUCUAGAAGUAGUUGUCCAUUCCUGUGGGGCUAUUACCCCAGUAACUGUUGCAUAUUUGCUGUAUGGUGGCACAGGGUUUGUAUCUUGUAAUACAUUAAUCACCUAAGUGCAGUGUGUGAACCACAGAUACAGCAUUCACUAGCUUAGCAUUAACACAUGGAGCUUAGUUGGGGCUAACAGACAAGUGCAGUAUCAAGUGCCAAAACCGAAGGCUGAGGCUGGAGACAGUACCAUAUUGUUGCAGAGUCCAUGCCAUGGUGCUACGUGUUGAAACCGCGGUACCAUACGCUUAAGAGCGUGGGACAUGUUUAAGAUUUUGUAGCAUGAUACUAAUAAAUUUGGAUCGUGGUAUUCAGGAGCUGGUACCAUGGUACUGGAAAGUUUAUAUUGAGGCAUGGUGUACUGAAAUCGUGGUAUCAUGUGUGAAGAUUUUGGACUUUGAAACCGUAGUUCUGUACUUCAGCCGUGAAGAGUCUGGACCACAAUAUGAAAGUACUGAAGAAUUGCCACCAUGAUGCUGCAGUGUUAGGACCAUGGUACUGAAAUCUUGGGACCAUGCCCUGAAGAAUAAGGACCUUCUGCUAAAGGGUAACAUUUGUGGAAGUGAAGGGCAAGAAGUCUGAGGGAUAUUGUAAUAAGUCUGGAAUCAGGAACUUCACAUUCCAGAGUGGCAUUUUAAAAACUGAAAUAUUUUUGUAUUCUCUUUUUUACCACAUAGAGUAAAGUGGUAAGCCAUACUUAGUCAAGAUCCUGAGCAAGAAGGAUGUUGACAUCGACAUACAGUCUGUGAUAAUAAUAACAACUACAUAGGCAUUCAUUGCUUCGGCUGGGGGCCAGGGUGUCUUACAAGGUGUGUUGUAGUUACUAACAUUUUAUAUUUUGUAAUUAUGUAACAGUAAUUUGUUAGUUUCUAGGGUGUAUGUCACACAGUGUGAGUGCAUGAGAUUGCUGCUAGGAACAGACAUGUCUGAAUGCUGUUUAUAAGAUUGUCAUCUGUUGUUUCUUGGGAUACUUCUCUAUUAGCAUUGACAAAAUCACAUGAUGGCAUUCGUUGUUGCUCAUGUACAGUGAAUCUGGUACUCUUGUUCCUUGGUUCACAAAGGACUAUACUGGCUCUGUACUUUGUGGUGGCCUCUUGCAGGGGGAGGAGAGGACUGGGGAAUGUAAGACCAUGGAAGUGCAGUGGGAUACAUUAAAGAUGAGUUCAGGCUGUGAUCUUGUGGGUUGUGACACCGUAUAGUCUCGUAGACAGAUACCAAUGUUUCAGAUCAAUCUAUUUCUUUUGUCUUCAGGCUUGUAGUCCAUAGGGCAAGGAAAUAGUUUUAUUAUGUAAGCAUGUUGCAAGGGAGGGGUGUCAGCAAGGUAAUUAGGAGGGUGAAAAACAGUGGAGUCCAGCCCAGGUGCGUAGGUAGAGUGGGCAGGAUGUUCUCAUUUGUUCCAGUUGGUUUGCAUCAGGCCCUGUAGGUCUGAGUGACCACGUUCUUGAAUCCUGGCUAAGUGACUGGACCAGCUGUUUGCUGUACACACUUCAACCUUAGACAGUGUUCUUCUGAAAUAAUUUUGGCUGGGCAUUAUGUUUAAGUAAUUCUGCCUUGAACUUUACAACAAAUUAUGGGCAUGGGGUUGAGUACUGCACCCCAAAAUAUGCCUUUUAUAUCAGCCCUUGCUAGUAGAUGAGUAUGGAACAUUGGUGAAAAGGCAAUUUGCAGGGGAAAGCUGAAGUACUUGGAGAAAAACCUGGCCUGUUGAUACCUUGUUUACCACAGUUCUCACAUGAACUGCCCUGGGAUUGAACCCGAGUCUCUGUGGCGAAAAGUCAGUGACUUAAGUGCCUGAGCUAAGGUUUACAACUGACAAGUUUUGAUGUUCGUGAAGUCUCUGAAGCUCACUACACCCAGUUCUCUUACAUGUUGCUGUGAGCAGACUGACCCCCACACCAUGGAGGUAAAAUUGUGAGAUCUUGAAACCAGAAACAACACAGAAACUGAGCAGAAUACACUGAAACAUUUCUAAGAUACAGUGUAAAGUCAGUCCUAGUUGAGAGAUAUACUACGAGUUGCAUGUCUUGCACAGACUUUCGCACAAUGAACAUGCAGAUUAUGAAGAGAAGUGAUUAAUUUGUAUCUGUGCCAACGUGACAAAACUGAAUGUUCCUAUGGUUGGAAUAGGGUGUGUACAUUUCUAGAAUCAAAUGUAUUGGGGUGGUUGGUAUGCUGCCUAGUUUAGAGCUUGUUAUGUAAUAUAUUUAUACCUGCUGCAAAUAAAAUAUAUUAAAAUGGUUAUCAA